GGCCUAAGCUCUUCCCCCAUCAUCUAAAGUCCGAGCUACCCCACACUUCUUCUUGAUCAGCGUGUCUUGAGUGUCUUGCCAAACACCCGCAGGAGUGGACGUCUUUCUGGCUAGAAGCAGAGGAAGAACGCAGAGCUCAGAAUGGCAUCAGCAACUGGAAUACCACCGAAUGCUGCUGCGGCGCGUGGACAGAGCGAGGAGGAGCCGCUCUUGGGAAGGAGAGGCGAUGCGAGUCAAGCUGAGGGACAGCCGCUGUAUCAUAACCUGUGGAUUGGUACUGCACCCAUUGCCCAAGCGGGCAUCUGGAUCCUCGCAGCGAUAGUAUGGGGAGCAAUCCUCUCCCAGAAACUCAUCUUUUUUUCUGCACAUCCCCUGCUCAAUUCCGCCGGCUUCCUCCUCGCCAUCCAAGCAUCCCUCAUCCUCCAACCCACCCAUACACCUGAACAGAAGCGCGCUGGGACACUCGCACACUUCCUCUUCCAUGUCUUCGGCGCCACUGCGCUGACCGCAGGCCUCAUAAUCAUUGAGAUUAACAAGGCUGGUCCUGGACAUGAACACUUUGCGUCCCCGCACGCUAUCCUCGGACUUACCUUCUACAUUCUUGUAUACAUCCAAGCCCUCGUCGGCUUCACGCAGUACUACGUUCCUAGCCUGUACGGAGGCGUAGACAACGCGAAGAGUAUAUACAAGUACCACCGUGCUUCCGGAUACUUUAUUGCAACGCUAGGCCUUGCGACGAUUUGCGCGGCGAGCUGGACCACAUACUCGCUCUACGUGGCGCACAUCCAGCACUGGGCCGUUAUUGUGGCCAGCGUGCUGGUGAUUGUGGGUGUUGUGCCGAGACUGCGGUUGACCAAGUUUGGAUUGAAGAAGGAGGAGGGGUCGGUGAGGCUUGAGUAGUUUGAUAAGCCUUCGAAGGCGGAGCGAGGGUCACUCGAAGAAAAGAGAGCGAGAAAGGCUGCUGGAAUGAAGGUGUCCUGAGAUGAACGGUCUUUAAUACAUGGAACGGUACAAAUUAGGGAGGAAUGCACACAUGGUUAGUUCGUCCUGGUAGGGUUUGGAAUAUAUAUAUUGCGUAUCUUGUCGUUUUCGAUUCAUCCAACUUGGACUCGGGCAAAGGUAGUCUACUUGGCAGCGUAGGUCAUUUGUUGGUUCUCUAUAGUCAAUGAGUAUCAAUGACGAGGAUGAAUACCAAGACGACUAGACC
Cucurbitaria berberidis CBS 394.84 is the source of this 1207-nucleotide messenger RNA. RefSeq lists its product as uncharacterized. Gene Ontology annotation, molecular function: transmembrane monodehydroascorbate reductase activity. The record is from RefSeq and is a predicted model, not a curated record. The coding region runs from base 142 to 900 and encodes 252 amino acids. NCBI's taxonomy places the organism in Eukaryota, Fungi, Ascomycota, Dothideomycetes, Pleosporales, Cucurbitariaceae. The transcript has 5 exons.